AUGAUGUCGUCUAGCCUGGCACUGGUAGUCGCUAUUAAGACUCAUCAGGAGGAAAAUCUACUAGAUAAUGUGGAACAAACAAAGACGUUGUUACACUUUAAUUUGGACCAGCGAUUGAUGAAGACAUGGGAUCAAAAUGCUAUUGAAAAAGACUGGAGGACAAUGACUGAUAUAAAUGAGAGUGUAAUGAUUGACUUGAAUGGAAGAAGAGAAGAAGAAGAAGAAGAGAAGGAAUUGAUGAAGAAGAUCAAGGACAAGAGGACGGUCGAGGUUGAAAAAAGAGAGAGACAAGAGGAUUUGAUUGAGGAUCAAAUGGUGCAAUUAAUUCAGUACAAUGAAGAAAACGAAGGCAAGAGACGACAGCAUUGUUUUAUUAAUAUAAUGAAGCCAUCGUGGCUUCUUGCGUCGAUUGAAGAACGCUGUGCUGAGAGAACGAUACGAUCAUUUAUGACACAGAGUGUGAGAAACGAACGUGAGCUAAAUCUAGUACAACAACUGGUGGACGUGAGAUUCGCACUGAUGGACUGUUGCUUUAUCUAUCAAUCAGGAGUUGAAGUGAAUUUAUUAGGUCGACCACCGUCUUCCGUGGAUACGCACUACCGGAAUGUAAUUAGUAGACUCAGGGAAAUAAAAGCAGCAAAGGAAGAUGGGAUCGAGUGCAGUUCUGUGGACAUUCAGCGGGUUACGCGUAUCUUUGAGAGUCUCAAGUCGGAUAUGUUUAUGCCAGCUGUACGAUGUCUCGGCUGGUUGUUGACUAAAAUGUGGCGUUUGCUUUUCUAUGGACUCCACGUAGACUUGGAAUCGCUUGAUCACGUACGUCGUGUGCUAGAAGUCUCUGAAGGUGAUGUCAGUGUUGUGUUUGCACCCACGCACAAGAGUCAUUUAGACUACUUGAUUAUCAGCUAUUUGUGCUUUGCUUAUGGCAUCCCGCUGCCACGCAUUGCUGCCGGUAACAACUUGGAUCUGCCGCUUGUGGGCUCCUUUUUACGUGCGAACGGUAGUUUCUUCAUCCGUCGAUCACUCCAAAACGACCGUCUCUACAAGGAGGUGCUGGAGCAGUACGUGCACGAGUUGUUGCGCGAUGGCAAUCCCGUCGAGGUGUUCAUCGAGGGUGGUCGAUCGCGACAUGGUCGCGUGUGUAAACCUCGCUUGGGUUUCAUGUCAAUGUUUCUCAAUUAUGUGAAAGGAACGCCACACGUUGCAUAUAACGACGAUGCAGUCGAGAAGAAGGAGGAAGCGAAGAAGACGAUUUUGGUUGUUCCGAUUUCGCUGGACUACGACAAGGUGUACGAGGUCGAUGGAUACGCGAAUCAGUUAUUGGGUAAACCGAAGGAGAAAGAGAGCCUUGUUGUCCUGUUCCGUUCAGUUUGGGAUCUGUUCUUCCUGAGACUAGGUCACGCAUAUGUACGUUUUGGCAAGCCGGUGUCGCUGACAAAGACUUCAACGCUUCAUGAUUCGUCCGAGCUUGUCGCCGAGCGAAUGCAAAACUCGGGCACUAUUACCUCGACUGCAAUUAUGUCAGCGUUGCUCAUGUGGAAGCGCGCGUAUGUGACUGAGAAAAUGCUGGAGACUCGCAUUGUGUGGCUCGCUGAAGAACUAGAGAAGCGCGGUGCGACUGUUGCUCAUAUGGAAAACGAGAACAUGGUUGCCCACGCUUUAUUGAUCUUGAAGGUAGACAUGAAAGCCAAUCGCGUUGUUGUUCCUCAACUGCAGCACCCGGUGCGAGCACUCGAGUUGGGAUUCUACCGGAACCACCUGCUCCAUGUCUUUCUGCCAGACAUGGCCGUGAUUGGUGCUCUAGAUGCUGCUCUACGCCAGCAUGCUAGAUGCGACGAGCCCUACUUGACUCAAUACAAAGUGGACAUCUGGGCAGUGCAACAGCAAGCAAAGAAGAUUUGGCGCUUUUUGCGCCAUAUAUGUCGCCACGAAGCCGUUGACAUCGAAGCUCGCUUGGCUCGAUUCCUUGCUGACACAUCUGCGUGUGACGUUGACGCGUCUUCAGGCACAGUGACGAUAGAUGUGAAUCGUUGGAAUGCCGCAAAACUUACGAGCUUCGUAUUGUCUCUGCACUGGUCCUUCAUGGACUCGUUGUGGCUCACGACCCAGGGCCUCUGGUGCCUUCUUUCUACCAAAGAGGGCGACGACAUUGAGCGCACAGAGUGCGAUAUGGUGCGACGCGUACAGAUUUUAGCAAAAGAAUUGUUCAUGUGCCAGGAAUUGUUCCACGCCGAAGCGCUGUGCAUGGAGAGUAUCAAGCAAUCGUUGGAUUUCUUGGUGGAAAGUGGCGUGGUGCGCUAUGAGCGGUUACACGAUGGCAAGUCACGCUUGGUACGUCUUUGUUUGAACGAUAUCGAGUCCACGCGUGUUCUCAACGAUUUCACACGCGAGAUAAACGCUUGCCGAAAACCGCGUUCGUUCCUAUGGCGUCAAGAUGAACGGCCUCGCAAUUUAACACGUGAGGAAGCACUGAAAUUCAUGGAGAACGCCCAAAGUUCUCAAAGCAUAUAUGCCAAGUGGAUGGCACCACCAAGUGGCGAUUGUCACUAA
Peronospora belbahrii is the source of this 2547-nucleotide messenger RNA. NCBI's taxonomy places the organism in Eukaryota, Oomycota, Peronosporomycetes, Peronosporales, Peronosporaceae. The record is from the annotation of a GenBank genome assembly.